AUGUAUGGAAUCCUGCACGCUGGUGGCGUCUAUUGCGGUAGAUGUCUUGUUCGCCCGUCUCCGGCGCCUGGGAGGUCUUGCCCGCACUGCUACGCCAUGAGGACCGCUGACACGCUGAGGAGAAGGAUGGAGGCCUUGAUCCGACGGGCCAAGAUCAACUUGCAAGCCACGAUUGACGUAGUUCCCGUCGAAAACCAAGAGCAGGACGCCGAAGCUGCUGCUCAGGCGGUUGACAACGCGCAUUUGGCUUGUAUCCAAUCCUCGCCCAUUUUGGAGGCUGCAUUCGAGAUUUUGGCCCGUAUGCACGGCAUCCAUGUGGAGAAAGCAGUGGAGGCUGAGGGUGUGCUCAUUGCGGCCCUUACCAGGACCGAAGAGGUAACCAACCUCGUGGCAGACGCCUUACUCGCGGUCGUUCCUCGUCAGGCUGGGCUGGGUUAA
Messenger RNA from Sordaria macrospora k-hell, 438 nucleotides. RefSeq lists its product as uncharacterized. The record is from RefSeq and is a predicted model, not a curated record. NCBI's taxonomy places the organism in Eukaryota, Fungi, Ascomycota, Sordariomycetes, Sordariales, Sordariaceae.